Messenger RNA from Penicillium coprophilum, 4011 nucleotides. Its product is annotated as reverse transcriptase. Lineage: Eukaryota; Fungi; Ascomycota; Eurotiomycetes; Eurotiales; Aspergillaceae. The coding region runs from base 1 to 4011 and encodes 1336 amino acids. The transcript has a single exon. The record is from RefSeq and is a predicted model, not a curated record. Gene Ontology annotation, molecular function: nucleic acid binding; RNA-DNA hybrid ribonuclease activity.
AUGGCAUCGUUCCUGACCGACAAAGCAGUCCAAAAAGCAGACGUUAUUGCAAUCCAGGAACCCUGGGUGAGCUCCCACGCAACAGAACCAACGACUCAUUAUCCAAACAAGGCAACCCACCAACUUGUGUUUCCGAGGGGAUUUGAAGGGGAACGAGUGAGGGUAUGUCUCUUUAUCUCGAAGAAAAUCGAUCCAGGGACCUGGUCAUGCAAAACGGUGUCGAAAGGAUACCAGCUCCUAAAAAUGCGGAGGAACCACCUAGAGGGGUGGACCGACUUCUUCGUGCACAAUAUAUAUAACAACGACGACGGCGAGACUGUGGAAACGCUGGACAAAGAGAUCACCCAGAGAAGGCAUGCAGAGCAUAUAGUAGUGGGGGAUAUGAAUCUACACCACCCAGCCUGGGGGAGCUCAAAGGCGGACAUAGUGGCUGAGAGAUUGCUCGAUAUAGCUGGGAGGCAUAGCCUGGAUCUGACGACGGAGAGGGGGGUCCCGACAUGGCGACGCAACAAGCAGGCAUCUACAAUAGAUCUCACUUUCGUUAGCGGUGCGUUAACAGAGAGGGUGAUUGAGUGUCGGGUUGGGGAAGACCAUGGAUCAGAUCACUAUCCAGUAGUGACAACAAUCGACAUUAUAACACCGCCAUACGAACCACCGAGAAGAAGAAACUGGAAGGCGACAGAUGACAAGAAGCUUAUAGAAUUCGCCACCCAACACACCAACGCUAUCACCAGACACCCCACAACGGCCGACGAAGUGGAAACCGAGUGUCAAACAUUCAUAGAAAUCAUCACUAAAGCAGUUGACACCUCGACACCGUGGGCGGUCCCGUCACGGUGGGCCAACCCCUGCUUCACACCAGAGUGCCAGGAAGCUGUGAAGGAAGUACGAAGGCUUCGCCGGCAACACGAAAGGACGCUCGAUCCUUACGAUAAGGAACUGUACAAAGCAGCAAGGAACCGGAAAACACGAGUAAUCAAGGCCGCCCUCCGCCUUCACCACCGACGGAAGGUACAGGAAGUCAUGGAAGAGGGACCGGCCGGUAUGUGGAGGAUGGGUAAAUGGGCAAGAAGCCGGCAGGGAGCGUACGAUAAAGGAAUCACACCAUCAAUCAAAGUACCAGAAGGACUUGCAGAGACUGUUAAAGAAAAGGCAGCUGCUUUCCAAAAGGCCUUCUUUCCAACGCCACCACCGGCAGAUCUCUCCGACAUCGACAAUAACUAUCCAGAGCCAAUCCACUUCCCGGAAAUCACGCGCCAGGAGAUCUCACAGGCAGUCAAAUCGUCGCCACCAAACAAAGCACCAGGGGAAGACGGUCUACCAAACUCGCUAUGGCACAAAUUGAUCGAAAUCCCAGCGGUCCUCGAUACCAUCUCACGGAUAUACAACGCCUGCGUACGGCUUGGAACCAACCCUUCACACUUCCAAAAAUCGAUCACAGUGGUACUACGCAAAGCGGGCAAAAGGGAUUACCAGCUUGCAAAGUCCUACCGGCCAGUUGCCCUUCUAAAUACCCUCGGCAAAUUCCUCGAGGCAGUGAUUGCGCGAAGGAUCAGCUACGCAGUGGAGACAGAAGGACUACUGCCGGACACACACCUUGGUGGGAGAAAGGGUAUCUCAGUCGACCACGCCAUCCAGGGGAUCAUCGGCCGGAUACGAAGAGCGUGGGGACACAAUAAGGUGGCAAGUAUACUUAUGCUCGAUGUCUCUGGGGCGUACGACAAUGUCUCUCACAAGAGGUUAAUUCAUAACCUCCACAAACGACGCCUAGGGCUACUAGCACCAUGGGUUAAAGUAUUCCUCACAGGGAGAAGCACUAGUAUAAGAAUACCGGAAGGAAUAUCAACGAGUAUCCCAACACCAACCGGCAUCCCUCAGGGUUCACCCCUCUCCCCAAUCCUCUAUCUGAUCUACAAUGCAGACCUGGUAGAAGGCUGUGAAGGGGUGAAAACAAGCGCCUGGGUUGACGAUGUGGCAUUCAUCGUUACAGGGAGAGACGAACAAGAGAAUAUCUCGAAACUACAAAGAGCCUGCCAAUAUGCGGAUACCUGGGCAGCCAGACAUGCCUCAGUUUUUGACCCUAAGAAAUACGCACUGAUCCACUUUGUCAACCCAGAAGGUGGAGGUGAGGAAUAUACACCACUGGUACUACCGAGCACUACAGUGCAGGCCACAAAGACAGCAGAGAGAUAUCUAGGGGUCUGGCUAGACCCAGGGCUGAAUUUCCGGUACCACCGAGACCAAAUACUCGCCAAAGCAGGGACCAGUUUGCAGGCAUUGAGAGGCUUAACUGGUUCUACAUGGGGGGCAUCUCUCCCAGCCAUGCGCGCGAUCUACCAGGCAGUGAUGAUCCCACAGAUGCUAUUUGGAGCAGCGGCUUGGCAUUCACCUCUUACAACAACAGCAAGGGAAAUGAAUCCCUACAUCAGACAGUUUGCAACUAUCCAGUCAAAGGCAGCGUGCUUGAUAAGCGGGGCUUUUAAAACGACAGCGAGAGAGGCACUUGAUGUCGAACUUCAUUUACUACCUAUAAAACAGCAACUCGACCGGCUAGUCCAGUUGACUGCUAUACGUAUCCGUACAGGGCCGAGAUAUACAAUACCAAAGACAAUGCUCUGUGAGAGAAACCACAGUCAAAAACAAAAAGGAGGAUGGACGCCAAUGGAGGCCCAGUCCUGGAAGAAGGAAGGAUGCCUCACUACACCCCUGGGAACUUUGGCGAGCGACUGGGAGAAUAGGAAGGCAUAUAUCCAGACACCAUGGACAAGGCCACCAAGGGUGUUCAUCGAGGAAAGAGAGCAAGCAAGGAAGACACAUGAAAGGAUCACCAACCAGCAGAGUAUACAGCUCUACACCGAUGGUAGCGGGUAUCAAGGAGGUAUCGGGGCAGCAGUGUAUCCAGUAUACCCAACCACCCAAGACGAAUCAAAGUUAUGCAACAUGGGAACCGAUGAUAACGCCACUGUGUACGCAGCUGAGCUGCGGGCUAUUGAGAUAGCAUUGGAAACCAUCAAAGAGAGGUUCAGCGAUGGCCAAUGGCAGGAACGUCUGAUGGAGAAAGGGGCGGUUAUCUUCACAGAUAACCAGGCCGUUCUCAAAGCGAUCCGGAACCCAAGGAUGCCAUCAGGCCAGGUAUAUCUGGAAGGGUGCCUUCGCCUGCUUGAAUGGUGUUCUACACAGAAUAAGAUCCAGGUUGAAUUACGCUGGAUCCCAGCACACGAGGGCAUUCCGGGCAAUGAGAUCGCGGACAUGCUGGCAAAGACAGCAGCCACCACACAGGAACCAAACCACCACAACAGGUUUAUCCGGCUUGCCGCAGCAGCGAGCAAGAGUGUGAAGCAGGAAUCGACAAUCGCGUGGGAGAAGGCGUGGACGAAGGGAGGAAGGACUGCGCGGAGGACUCGGAGGAUGAUUGAGGUGCCGAACAAGUCAAAUCUGACCUACUGGAAGGGCCUAAGGAAAGCGACAACGUCAGUGCUGAUCCAGCUCCGCACAGGGAUCAUUGGAUUGGCCGAGUACCUAUCCAAAAUCAAGAGGAAAGACUCACCACGGUGCCAAUGUGACCUGGGAAACCAAAGUGUCCGACAUGUGUUGCUCGAGUGUCCGCUCCUGGAAGAACUCCGGACGGAUAUGAUGGAGGAAUUGUUCGGGGAAGGGGUGUCGACAACGCUGGGAGAACAGGCAAUGUUGACAGAGGUGAAGGCGGCACCGAUCGUGGCGAAGUUUAUGAUCGCAUCGGGACUCCUGGGACAGUUUCAGUCAGUGGACUCUGUCGCCAUGGGUAAGGAGAAGGGGGUAGGGGACGAGGAUCAUCCUGAUCCAAAAACAAAACCAAAACAAGACACUGUGAGUGCUGGAGAAACAGGACGCACAACCCAGUGGCCGGGCACCAGGUCUGCCGAGGUCACCUCACAGCAAAGGAACGCAUGGAGAACAACGUUUGUUGCCGGCGAGGACGAAGAUGCAUGGCGUCGCGACCCGAAUCUGUUCGUGUACGACCUGCCGGAGUGA